Messenger RNA from Diaporthe amygdali, 360 nucleotides. RefSeq lists its product as uncharacterized. The transcript has a single exon. The record is from RefSeq and is a predicted model, not a curated record. NCBI's taxonomy places the organism in Eukaryota, Fungi, Ascomycota, Sordariomycetes, Diaporthales, Diaporthaceae. Bases 1 to 360 code for a protein of 119 amino acids.
AUGGGCCAGCCGGCCAAGCUCGACCCUCUCUUUCCUGCCCAGGCGUUGCUGGGGACGAACAGCCCCUUGCCCUCCACCUGCUCCAUCUGCGACGAGCCCGUCACCAGGUCACGCUGGGCCCAGGCGGAUGGCGUCUGGCAUCUGGCAUCGGGCAUCGAGGCGUCGGGCACAGCCGAAGCCGAUCUGUCAUGGCCCUUGACCCCUCCUCAGCCAGCCAGCUGUGGCCCACGUCGGAAGCUCUUGAGCCUCAUCAGUUCGACGCAGCCGUCGGUCCCCGUCCCCGUCCCCGUCCCCAUCUCCCACAUGUGGAGUGGUCCCGACAGCGCGGCACCCUACCCCAGAAAACCUAGCAGCAGAUGA